Molecule: messenger RNA, 3572 nt
Organism: Phoenix dactylifera (date palm)
Lineage: Eukaryota; Viridiplantae; Streptophyta; Magnoliopsida; Arecales; Arecaceae
Product: FT-interacting protein 3-like
Source: RefSeq, a predicted model, not a curated record
UUUGAUCCCGCCCUCUAAUUCCAGCCGGCCACUCGAUAAGAAGGAGAAGAAAAGAGGGGGAGCAAAGGAGAAGUUUUUCUUGUCCACGGAAGCUCGCCACCUGCUUCCCCUGCGGGCCUUCGUUCCUAAAGAAGGUUUCUUUCUCUCUAAAGAGUUUUUCUCCACGCGGCGAGCGGACGCCAAGGCCAUGGACGAUGACCUCCUGCGCCUUCUCUGACCGGUGUUUCGGCUCGCUUUUGCUGUUGGAGGACGUCUAGAGAGCUCGAGAUUUGGUCCAGAUCGGGAUCUGAAGGGGCGGCAGCGGAGGUGGAGGUGAUCAGCUGAGAAGUUGUAUUUACUAGGAAGAAUUAUAUCACGAAGAGCCAUCAAGUUUUAGCGAAGAUGAGCAAUUAUAAGCUGGGUGUGGAAGUUAUAAGUGCCCAUGACCUCAUGCCCAAGGAUGGGCAGGGUUCUGCUAGCCCCUGUGUUGAGCUUCAUUUUGAUGGCCAGAAGUUCCGUACCACCAUCAAGGAAAAAGACCUCAACCCUGUCUGGAAUGAGCGGUUCUACUUCAACAUUUCUGAUCCUGCUUCUCUCCAUGAUCUUGGGCUCGAAGCUUUUGUGUACAACAUCAACAAAGCCACGCAUUCCAAGUCCUUCCUUGGCAGAGUCCAGAUUGCUGGGACCUCUUUUGUGCCCUUCCCUGAUGCUGUAGUCCUGCACUAUCCAUUGGAAAAACGUGGAAUAUUUUCACGUGUGAAAGGAGAGCUUGGCCUCAAAGUGUUCCUUACUGAUGACCCCUCUGUAAAACCUUCCAACCCACUUCCAGCUGUCGAUCCUUUCCCAAAUAAUCCUCCUCCAAGUCAAAUGCAUCAGAUGCCUGCCCAAGUCCUAAAUCCAAACCCAAAUCCACCUCCAGGACAGAAGUCUGAGUCAAGGCACACCUUUCACAGUAUCCCGAAAGAGGACCACCAGCACCAUGCUGCAGCUCCAGUUAGUGAGCCAGUAAGGUAUGUGGCUGAGCAGAUGAAACCUGAGCCCCCACCCCCGAGAAUUGUCAGGAUGUACUCAUCAGCAUCAUCGCAGCAACCAGUGGACUAUGCACUCAAAGAAACAAACCCUUUCCUUGGCGGGGGACAGAUUGUUGGCGGCAGGGUCAUCCGUGCAGAGAAGCCAGCUAGUACGUAUGAUCUUGUGGAGCAAAUGCAGUACCUCUUUGUGCGUGUGGUCAAGGCACGAGACUUACCAGCCAUGGAUGUUAGUGGGAGUCUUGAUCCUUAUGUUGAGGUGAGAGUUGGGAACUACAGAGGGAUCACGAAGCACUUUGAGAAGAAGCAGAACCCAGAAUGGAAUGAAGUGUUUGCUUUCUCCCAAGAUCGGAUGCAGUCAUCAGUUGUUGAAGUUGUAGUCAAAGACAAAGAUCUUGUUAAGGAUGAUUUUGUUGGACUCAUACGCUUCGAUUUAAAUGAUGUCCCAACACGUGUCCCGCCAGACAGCCCACUGGCUCCAGAGUGGUACCGGCUUGAGGACAAAAAGGGUGAUAAGAGAAAGGGUGAAUUGAUGCUUGCAGUUUGGAUCGGCACCCAAGCUGAUGAGGCAUUUCCUGAUGCAUGGCACUCAGAUGCAGCAGCGCCUAUUGAUGCCUCUGCUGUUAGCUCUCACCUACGGUCGAAGGUCUACCAUGGACCCAGGCUGUGGUAUGUGCGUGUCAAUAUUAUCGAGGCCCAAGAUAUUAUUGUAGCUGACAGAACUCGCUUCCCAGAUGUAUAUGUGAAGGUACGAAUAGGAAACCAGUUUUUGAGGACGAAGGUAGUUCAAGCACGGACAUUCAACCCUCUUUGGAAUGAAGACCUCAUGUUUGUGGCAGCUGAACCAUUUGAGGACCACCUCAUCCUGUCCGUGGAAGACCGAGUGGGGCCGAACAAAGAUGAAGUGAUUGGCCGUGUUAUAAUACCAUUGGGAUCUAUAGAGAAACGAGCUGAUGAUAGGAUGAUCCACAGUCGGUGGUUCAGCCUUGAAAAGCCAGUUGCAGUUGAUGUGGACCAGAUGAAGAAGGAGAAGUUUUCUAGCCGGAUUCAUCUCCGUGUUUGUCUGGAUGGAGGUUAUCAUGUGCUUGAUGAGUCUACCCACUACAGUAGUGACCUGAGACCAACAGCAAAGCAGCUAUGGAAGCCAUCAAUUGGGUUGCUUGAGCUUGGCAUCCUUAAUGCUGAGGGGCUUCAUCCUAUGAAAACACGAGAUGGGAAGGGCACAUCAGAUACAUACUGUGUAGCCAAAUAUGGUCAGAAGUGGGUACGUACUCGCACCAUCAUCGACAGCUUGAGCCCAAAAUACAAUGAGCAAUACACAUGGGAAGUCUAUGAUCCAGCAACAGUUCUUACAGUUGGUGUGUUCGACAAUUGCCAGCUUGGUGGUGAGAAGGGUCCUGACGGUAAUAAAGAUGCUAAGAUUGGCAAGGUUCGCAUUCGUCUAUCCACCCUCGAAACAGGACGUGUGUACACCCACUCGUAUCCGCUUCUCAUUCUGCACCCUUCAGGCGUCAAGAAGAUGGGCGAACUCCACCUUGCAAUACGUUUCUCAUCCACAGCAUUCAUCAAUAUGAUGUAUACUUACUCAAGGCCUCUGCUACCAAAAAUGCACUACAUACGCCCGCUAACUGUGAUGCAGCUCGAUAUGCUACGCCACCAAGCAGUGCAGAUCGUGGCUGCACGAAUGAGCAGAAUGGAGCCACCCCUUAGAAAGGAAGUUGUGGAGUACAUGUCAGAUGUUGAUUCUCACUUAUGGAGCAUGCGCCGAAGCAAAGCAAAUUUCUUCCGGCUCAUGUCGGUCUUCUCAGGCUUGUUUGCAGCGGGCAAAUGGUUCAGAGAUGUGUGUGCAUGGAAGAACCCUAUCACGACCGUAUUGGUGCACAUUCUGUUCAUAAUGCUUGUGUGCUUCCCAGAGCUUAUACUUCCUACCGUAUUUUUGUAUAUGUUUCUGAUAGGGGUGUGGAACUAUCGGUAUCGUCCACGUUAUCCUCCACAUAUGAACACAAAGAUCUCUCAUGCGGAGGCUGUGCACCCAGAUGAGCUUGACGAGGAGUUUGAUACAUUUCCUACCAGCCGAAGUGCGGAGCUCGUGCGGAUGAGGUAUGAUAGACUGAGGAGUGUUGCAGGGAGGAUACAAACUGUGGUGGGCGAUGUGGCGUCUCAAGGGGAGCGUAUCCAGGCGCUGCUCAGCUGGAGGGACCCGCGGGCCACUGCAAUCUUUGUGUUAUUCUGCCUGAUAGCAGCACUGGUGCUGUACGUGACACCAUUUCAGGUACUUGCUGCCGUGGCAGGCUUCUAUGUCAUGAGGCAUCCAAGGUUCCGGCACAGGAUGCCAUCUGCACCACUAAACUUCUUCCGGCGUCUCCCAGCAAGGACGGAUAGUAUGCUGUAAAUGGGAAACAAAAUGGCUGGGUUGCUGCUCUUGUUUCCAUCAGUUUAGCUGCUCGUUCGUAAUUUACUUGCCCUUAUUUCUUUUUUAAGCUGUUGUUCGUGUAGUAGUUGAAGUUGGUGACGAUUACUGAAAAGCAUAAAUAAAUUAUUAGAAACUUUUGUGGCAUUGGCUUA